This is a messenger RNA of Cantharellus anzutake, 405 nucleotides long. RefSeq lists its product as uncharacterized. The transcript is spliced from 6 exons. The record is from RefSeq and is a predicted model, not a curated record. Lineage: Eukaryota; Fungi; Basidiomycota; Agaricomycetes; Cantharellales; Hydnaceae. Bases 1 to 405 code for a protein of 134 amino acids.
AUGACAGGGCCUCUGAGAGCGCAGAUGCAGAUGCCUAGUGGCCCUAAUCUUCCGAAUGCAAGGUCUCCUGAAGACGAUAUCAGUCCUCUUACCUUCUAUGAAUCCCUUCAACGUGAUCGAAAGAAAGAUCCAUCAUACCGGUGCCCUGAGCCCAUAUUAGACAUGGCCCAGCCCUCCAUAUGGCAAUCUGCAACCAAUACUAUACCUCCGGAGUCUCCAACCUCCAUACAGACAUGCCAGGGGAAGGCCUUGGUCGAAGAGAGAGAGAAGCGACUUAAACAUUUAAAAUCAAUUCAACAAGCCUUGGCCCAGGAUGAGCAUAGAGCUCUUCAAGACUUGAAAGAUGUGUUACUGAAAAAUGAGGAAGACGAGGUUCACAACAUACCCACUAUCUCCCAGGGAUGA